Papaver somniferum (opium poppy) is the source of this 1062-nucleotide messenger RNA. RefSeq lists its product as uncharacterized. Gene Ontology annotation, biological process: protein targeting. NCBI's taxonomy places the organism in Eukaryota, Viridiplantae, Streptophyta, Magnoliopsida, Ranunculales, Papaveraceae. Gene Ontology annotation, cellular component: membrane. The record is from RefSeq and is a predicted model, not a curated record. The coding region runs from base 105 to 587 and encodes 160 amino acids. The transcript has 5 exons.
GGUCUGCCACGGGCGGCUUGGCCUCUCUUAUACACAAGUUUAUUAUUUGCAGAGUCGACAGAAUUCAUUUUCUGUUGGUAAAUAAAAGGUUGGAUUAGGAAGAUAUGAUUGCUUCUGGACUAAUCGCUAACACUUCAGGGUUACUCAGUUACAGUAAUCCCAAACUCCCCAUUCGACAUCAGACUCAAAGAUGUAAAAUCUGCGAAUUUGAUGGCUUUAAAAGGGCACCAAUUCCUUCCCAUCAGGUUUCAGGGUUACGUGUUCUGAAUUCUCCUGUUUUACGAAGAAAUCAAAUGAAAUGUGCCGUAUCAUCAGGAGCAAAUCACCAGGGGUUUCAGGAUGAAUUCCGUUCAGACCCUUAUUGGUUAACUCUGAUUAAAGAAGCCAUUUGGGGAGUAAGGUCUUUGGUUUUGUUUCUGGUUGAGCAGCCUGGUCAGCUGAGGUAUAUAGAGUGGCCAAGUUUUCAGAACACGCUGAAGACUGCAACACUGACUCUGGUUUUGGUAGCAUUGCUUAUUGUGGCACUUGCUUCAAUCGAUUCAGUUCUCUGCUUUCUGCUGGCUUUGCUGCUUCGGAAAACUGCAUGAGUUAGUUAUUCCUUCAGAAAUGUUGUAUUUUUACAGGCCUCAUCCAAUUUUUAAAAGAAAACAGUAGUCUUGUCGAACUGUUGUUAUAAGGAAGAUAAGAAGAAAAUGAAGGCAUCUGGAAAAAAAAGAUGCACCAUACUUGGGCCAACUUUGAUCAAGAAAUCACUGUUUCUGUUCAACUUGUUCAAAUGUCAAUUAACAGAAGAGUAGAGCAUCUGAUAUAGCGACCUAUCUGUGACACUGAAGUUCUUUUCUGUUAAGAAUAUGAGGCUUGGAAGACUGGAAGGUGUUUCAGUUUGCUGAUACUUAUGUUUUUAUACUUUCUUAUGGAUUUUCCCUCUUCUCUAUGCUGGUAUAGAUUCAAAUGUACCAUGAUGGCAUGUGUAAGAUAGACCCCGGAUUACGAUGCUUUGGACAUUGCGCUUAAGUUUGGAAUCACUCAAACUGGUGAUGAGCUUUGCUAAUUUUGUUCCUA